AUGGCAUCACCCUCCAGCUCUCUCCAGUCACCACAUUCCGGCCGGUCAUCUACGUCGCAACACCGCCAUCAGUACGACUUCACCGCCGACUCAAUACCCAUUGAGACACUCGUGCAGUACCUCCUGGAUGCGAAGCGAUCGCUGUCCUCCAUCGGCCUCGUGCUCCGUGCCAACGAGCUCGUCCACAAUGCUCGCGUCGCCCACGAAGAGUCCGUCAUCCUGGCGGCACAAUCUAGUUUCCUGCGCCACGGCAUUAGCGACCAGGUUCGCAUACUCCUCCGCAUCCGCAAAUCCAUGAUCCGGACCUACGACAGUGGCAAGCGCGAGUUCAAGCUUGUCAUCAAAUCUCUGGAUGCAUCCAACUCCCGGCUCGAAGAGACAAUGGCCGUCCUCCGCAAGCGCAUCGUUGACAAGGCCUUCAGACCCCCUGGUGAGGAACCUCGUGACCUGCUUGACUUUGUGGAUGAAGCUCAGGUUGAUGCCAUGAGGGACGCCCUCAAGGAGAAUAUUGCAGCACUGCAGAGCACACAAACCUCCUUUGAUGGCGAUCUACUUCGACUCGAGACCGACCUACGAGACCUCAGCAAAGCUCUGGCCCCGAUACCCGCGCCCGAGUCACCGUCCGCUUCCGCUGAUCAGCAGUCGCUUCUUCAUCUGCUCGAGUCGAUGGUCAACAACUCCCAUGCGAUGGCUGAGCUGCUUGCGUCACUCACCAAGCAUUUCGACUUCUGUGUCACAGCAGUUCGGACCACCGACGGAGGCGCGGAUUUGGCUCGAAUAAAAGCUGCUGAAGCGUCAGCGUCGCAAGGCGGCACCGAAGACGUAUCAAUAUCAGGGGUUAUUGCCGACCAGGAGAGUCAUAUGGCAGGCCAAUUCGAGAACAUGACACACGAGGACAGGGCUCAAAUGCUUGAAGUGCUUGUCCAGGAUGCCUCGGAGGUAGAGGAUGUCUUGCAAGAAUUGACUGAGAGAAUCCAGGAAAUGGAGGCCGAGGCGGCACAGCUCGACGAACAAACGAAUCGCGUAAAAGCAACGUAUAUGGCAACACUGGACGGCUUCAGAGUGCUCGAAGACAUCGGCUCUCGCCUCAGCAGCUAUGUGGCUGCCGAGACAGAGUUCCGACAUCGUUGGGUAGAAGAGCACAACACCAUCGAAGACAAGAUGGAGGAGAUGGGGCAGCUGGAGGCCUUCUACGAAACGUAUGCCGGCUCGUAUGAUGGGCUCAUCCUCGAAGUCGAGAGACGCAGAGCCCUGGAGGACAAAGUCCUGUCCAUCUGGAAGAAGGCCAAAGACAGUAUCGACAAAGUUGUCGCAGAAGAUCGACACCAGCGAGAAUAUUUCCGCCAUGAGGUGGCCGAGUACAUCCCCACCGAUCUCUGGCCUGGCAUGGAUGCGCCCAUGCGAGAAUAG
Messenger RNA from Microdochium trichocladiopsis, 1410 nucleotides. Its product is annotated as autophagy-related protein 17. The record is from RefSeq and is a predicted model, not a curated record. Lineage: Eukaryota; Fungi; Ascomycota; Sordariomycetes; Xylariales; Microdochiaceae. Gene Ontology annotation, molecular function: molecular adaptor activity; protein kinase activator activity. Gene Ontology annotation, cellular component: Atg1/ULK1 kinase complex; phagophore assembly site. Gene Ontology annotation, biological process: activation of protein kinase activity; autophagosome assembly; autophagy of peroxisome. Bases 1 to 1410 code for a protein of 469 amino acids. The transcript is spliced from 2 exons.